AUGCCCCGCCGCUUCCCACGAAGCUAUUCGUGUUCUGCCACGGCGCCAGCAUCCGCGAGCAACCCAUGGUCCUCCGCGCCGUCUAGGACCUGGUGCUUUUCCGCGUCACCGUCGCCGGCGGGGGCGGACCAGGCACCAUCAGAUUCCGUGGCGAGGACUGCGGCUACUUCAUCUACCGGCACGGGGCCGACUCGACUCCGAGGUCGGGAGCUGGACCUCCACGGCAGCGUCGCUGGAGGCCCCUCGGAGAGCCGCGCCGGUGGAAAUCCCCACCAAAUCCAGGCGUGCACAAAGCGUGGCAAGGCCUGCCUCAAGUUUUCUGAAUUGAAAGCUACCAGCGAGCGUCUUCCCUACGACGAUGUCGAGACCGGGUUGCCUGCCUUCAAGGUCGACGACUGGACCAUCACCACAUGGAGCAACACGAGGAUGGCUGGUGCUUACGAGGACUGGGAAGAGGAAUUCACGGUCCUUGCUUCUGAGCUCAAAAUCAGUGACGCUGUACGCUUGCAGUUGCAGAAGACUGGAUUGCUGCGGUGUAAUCCGUCACGGGAAGGCGAGGAGGCUGUAGUUGAUCUCGGGUUGCAGAAUCUCGUGGUGUUUGAACCCAAACCCAGCCUGAAUGGAGAAGAUGAUGUCGUUUACCUGAUGGCCAGGACAAAGUUCAUGCACCCCAAGGUUUAUGCUCUGGCUGUUGACAAGAGGAACAGCGUGCUGCUAGGUGCGGCUGAGUUCAGCACUGGAUUACGAUCGCUUUCGGGUCUCACCUAUCACUUCGGUGCUAUCACCAAGUAUAUAUGAAUCUGGUGCCACUCUAGGUAAGGGUUAUGCUAUGCAGCAAUUGCUUCAUUUUGUUACUUCGAUGAACCGGCA
Setaria italica (foxtail millet) is the source of this 870-nucleotide messenger RNA. RefSeq lists its product as uncharacterized. Lineage: Eukaryota; Viridiplantae; Streptophyta; Magnoliopsida; Poales; Poaceae. The transcript has 2 exons. The record is from RefSeq and is a predicted model, not a curated record. The coding region runs from base 1 to 798 and encodes 265 amino acids.